Messenger RNA from Ooceraea biroi (clonal raider ant), 4423 nucleotides. RefSeq names its product Sensory neuron membrane protein 1. NCBI's taxonomy places the organism in Eukaryota, Metazoa, Arthropoda, Insecta, Hymenoptera, Formicidae. Gene Ontology annotation, cellular component: cytoplasm; membrane. The record is from RefSeq and is a predicted model, not a curated record. Gene Ontology annotation, molecular function: scavenger receptor activity.
AUUUAUAAUAUGGUGUCUAUAAAAAAACUCGGAAUUGUCGGUUCCUGCACAUUUUCUAUCGGACUUAUCAGCUACAGUUUGGUAUUUCCUGCUAUACUGAAAUCGCAAGUUAAAUCUCAAGUUAGACUGAAGAAGGGCUCGGAAAUGCGCGGUUUUUGGGAGAAACUUCCGCAACCGCUGGAUUUUAAUAUCUAUGUCUUCAACGUGACUAAUCCUAUUGAAAUCAAGUCAGGAGCGAAGCCGAUUGUUCAAGAAAUAGGACCAUUUCACUAUGACUUGUAUCGCGAUAAGGAGAACAUCGAAGAUCGAGAUGCAGAUGACAGUGUCGAGUAUAGUUUACGACAAGUUUGGCACUUUAAUCGGGAGAAGAGCAUCAUGUCAGAGGAAACGGAGAUCUGCUCGUUUCAUCCUAUUAUGAUAGCGAUAGUCCUGGUCACUCUAAGGGACAAGCCAGGAGCGAUAGCAAUCGUUAUAUUGGCUUUAGAUAAGGCACUCGAGAGUAUUUUCAAAAAACCCGAGUCGAUAUUUAUCAAAACCACUGUGAAAGAUCUAUUUUUUCGUGGCAUAACGUUCGACUGUUCCGUAACGGACUUUGCUGGAUCCGCAGUAUGUGCAUCUCUAAAGGAAAGAAAAGAUGCGGGAUUAAUCGAAGAGGGUGACUUGAUUAGAUACGGUUAUCUUGCUGUGGCAAACGGAUCUUAUCUACCGGAACGCAUCAGAGUACUGCGUGGCAUCAAGAAUUACGAAGAUGUUGGCCGUGUGCUGACCUUAGGAAAUGAAACGAAGAUGAACGUAUGGUCCGACAGUCCUUGCAACGAUUUUCGUGGUACGGAUGGAACCAUCUUUCCACCGUUCCUCACCAAGGAAAAAGAUGUCUGGGCACACUUCCCAGAUAUUUGCCGAAGUAUAGCCGCCUAUUACGUUGGACCAGGAACUGUCCAAGGUUUCAAGACAUUGCACUACACGUCAGACAUGGGAGAUCCAACCAUGGACAAGGAUAUGAAGUGCCUGUGUGUCGAGCCCGAGGGAUGCAUGCCAAAGAACGUGUUCAACGCAGGACCGUGCUUAGGCGUGCCCAUGAGAAUAAGCCUGCCUCAUUUUUAUAAUUCCGAUCCGCGGUAUUACGAGAUGAUCGACGGCUUGAAUCCCGAUCCUAUGAAACACCAGAUGACUUUCGACUUUGAGCCGAUGACAGGCACGCCAAUAAGAGCGUACAAGAAGAUUCAGUUCAACGUGUUGGUCGGCCCCGUUCCCAAGCUCAAGCUGAUGGACUCUUUUCCAGAAGCGCUUUUCCCGAUAUUCUGGAUAGAGGACGGACUCGAGCUCGGGAAUAUUCUCAUAAAACCGCUGAAAAUUGCGUACUUGCAAAUUUUGGUCGCGCGAAUAAUAAUGUGGCUCAUUAUGUUGAGUGGAACAGGCAUGAUGAUCGUCGCCGCUAUGAGAUACUGCAAAGAGCAAAAUACGGAAAAUGUUGUACCGUCGACAAAAAGCAAGGAGGAAAAUAAUAUGCACCAGAAACCAAGUAUCAGUACUAUACCAGCUAGCGAAAUACCACUUAACAUUGAUUGGUCUCUCAACGUGACCGAGUCACGAACCUGCAGAGUCAGCAUAAAUUGCGCAUUUUCGAUCGCAUCGUCGUCGUUGUCGUCAGUGUAUCAUGCUCAAGAUGCCGUUCCAUUAGAGACGCGGAAGAAGUCUACGACGGGGUCGAGCAGGAGUACGCCGACGCCGGCUCUGUGUAAGACGUCGGUGUCAUUAUCGCGCGGACAGUUGGUACGCGACGAGCCGCGCACGAUCCACGGCGACGAGGGUGGCGUGAAGAUCGGCCAGGAGGAAACCGCACAGAGCGUUAGCAUGGUGUCCAUAAAGAAGCUCUGUAUUGGCGGUGUAUGUAUGUUCGUCGGCGGCAUUUUAUUCGGUUGGUGCGGAUUUCCUAAUAUGCUUAAAUGGGGGAUCAAAAAGCAAAUCUGUCUGAAGCCCGGUAACGAGGUACGCGACAUGUGGACUACCGUCCCGUUUGCGCUGGACUUCAAAGUCUACGUAUUCAAUGUGACCAACCCGGAGGAGAUUGCACAAGGCCAAAAGCCGAAGUUGCAAGAAGUUGGGCCGUUCUUCUACGACGAGUGGAAGGUGAAGCUGGACCUCGUCGACAAUGAGGCGGAUGAUACCGUCGAGUACAGUUUAAUGAACACGUGGAACUGGAAUCCCAAGAAGAGCAAUGGAUUGACGGGCGAAGAGGAAUUGGUGGUACCGCACCUCAUGAUCCUGGGCAUGGUGCAGGCCACCCUGAGGGAGAAGGCCUCCGCGAUCGGGGUUAUCGGCAAGGCGGUAAACAGUAUCUUCCACAAUCCAUCCUCUAUAUUCAUUAAAGCCAAAGCAAAGGAUAUACUCUUUGACGGUCUGCCCAUCGACUGCACGGUGACGGACUUCGCUGGAGCGGCGGUGUGCAACGUGCUGAAGACUGAAGCGAAGGAUCUGGUACCGGACGGCGAGAAUCGUUACAAGUUCUCCCUCUUCGGCGGGCAAAACCACAGCGUCAGGCCGGACCGUAUGAAGGUCCUGCGGGGGACCAAGAAUUACAAGGAUGUUGGCCGCGUCCUAGAAUUCGCCGGAAAACCCGCGUUAGACAUCUGGCCGGAGGACCAUUGCAACGAAUUCAAUGGCACCGACUCAACAAUCUUCCCAGCGCUAUUCGGACCGGACGACGACAUCGUAUCGUUCGGAUACGAGAUCUGUCGCAGUCUCAGUGCGCAUUAUAGCCAUCACAGCAAAGUUAAAGGCGUCAACACCCUCCAUUACACGGCGGAUUUGGGCGACAUGAGCACAAAUCCUAGGGAGAAGUGUUUCUGCCCGACCCCGGAGACUUGCUUGACGAAGAAUCUCUACGACAUGACAAAGUGUCUGGGCGUACCUAUAAUCGGAUCCCUGCCGCACUUUUACCAAUCCGACCCGAAGUACUUGGAAAUGGUGGACGGCUUGCGUCCGACUCAGGAGGAACAUGAAAUCGACAUGGAUUUCGAGCCGAUGACAGCCACGCCGCUACUCGCACACAAGCGACUGCAGUUCAACAUGUUCAUACAACCGGUAGCGAAGUUCAAGCUGAUGAAGAACUUCCCGGAGGCGUUGCUACCGCUCUUCUGGGUGGAGGAAGGUAUACUUCUCGAUGAUGAGUACGUCAACAAGGUGAAGUUGGUAUUCAAGCUGAUUGCGGUGGUUAACUUCAUGAAAUGGAUAAUGGUGUUCGGAGGGAUAGGCAUGGGGAUUGCAGCUGGAGUGCUACACUAUAAGAAUAAAGACAGCGACUCACUAGACAUCACGAAGAUCACACCGAAGACCGCUUCCAAUGAUGAAAAGAUGGACAAAAACUGGCCACCUGGCAUGAAUAUUAGCACGGUACAAGCGGCGAUACCGCCUAAUCUUGGGUAGAAAUUGAAUACAAUUAGCGAGAGGCUAAUAUCAGUAUUAAUCCGUCCCCUUUCAGUCCUUUAGAUACAUUUUUAACUGACAUUAUGACAAAUUUAAUAUUUUUAACAAUUUUAAAUCAAUUUUCUCGAAUACGAAGAUAAAAGAAAGAUAAACUUGUUUAAAUCAAUAUUAAGUGGGGAACGUAAUACUAAUAAAAUGAGAGAACGAUCAUAUAUUGCCAGUUAAUAUAUUAUCAAACAUGGACUGAAAGGAUCAAAAGGACCAAAAGGACCAAUUGUCAGGGAAGAUAUAAUAUGCUCUAUUAGAGCGAACUUUUCUCAGAGAAUAUAGGAAAAGAGUAUAGAUUCCGAAUGACAGAUUAAUUUAUUUUUGCUUUAAAGAAUGCUAAACUCAAGUGAAUGGUAAAGAGCGUAUAAAUAAGAUUUAAUAUAACAUGUAACAUAUACGAAAUUUCUUAUUUAACUACCUCGUUAUAAGAAUGUUAAACUGUUAUAACUGUUUCCGAUAAUGCACUUAUAUGUACAGUAUAAAUCAGCGAUUUUUAAUUGCGGUUCUUUCUUAAGAUGUUAAUUAUCAAAGAUAUAAUUUAUAAUUAUUGUAAUAUAGAAUAUAUUUAAUUAUAUUAUAAUACAAUUUCAAGAAUAUAUAAAACUAGCUUAAAGCUCACAUUUUGUAAAAGUAGCAAUUUUCGGUCUUAAAUCGAGAACAUAUUCGCAACGAUUAAAAGUUUAAGGCACCGCUGACAGAAGAUAUACACACGAUAAUACGAAUAAAUCUUUUUUCCUUAAUGAAGAAGGAUUAUUUAGAUUUAGAUUUUGGUCAUCGUCUAAUUAACAGAUAAGAUGCAAAGGUAUAAGAAUAACUACCAUUAUUCCAUGAUAAAUACACGCGCGCGCUCUAAGUAGGAAUGAUAGACACCAUUAAAGAAAUUAUAAAUUCAUACAUCCCUUUUAUUCAAUUUGUAUUUGUCAGAAUUAAUAAAACUAUUUUUGAAAGC